GACACACUUUUCAAGAGAAUUGAACUUGAUCAGUUAAAAAUUAGAAUAACAUUUUACAUUUUAUCUAUGAUAAUGAAAAAUAAAAUCUUAUGAAGCUUAUACAGAUUACUGAGCCUCAUCUAUUUUUUUUUAUGUGUGUAGAGUCAAAUCCCAACAAUGAAUUAUAUCCUUCAGACUUACAAAGAUGGGGUGAAAACCAUAAAAUUCAACAAACCCCAAAGGAAAAACGCUUUAUCAUCGGAUAUGUACCAAGCACUUCGUGAAAUUUUAACCGAAGAUGCCAAGAACGACAAAAUUGUGGUCACCAUAAUCACAGGUACAGGAGACUACUUCACUAGUGGCAAUGAUUUGAAGAGCGCCAUGUCAAAUCCAGAACCCAAAGAAGUGAAAUUGAAAUUAGUACAAGAUAUGAUCGAGGCCUUCAUAGCUUAUCCAAAACUGCUGAUUGCUGUGGUGAAUGGUAGAGCUAUUGGAAUUGGAGCUACUGUAGUAGCAUUGUGUGAUAUUGUUUAUGCCACAGAUGACGCUGUUUUUGAGGCACCUUUUGUGGAAAUUGGCCUGUGUGCUGAAGGUUGUUCCAGUUAUACAUUCCCUUACAUUCUAGGAAGGAGCAAAGCCUCUGAGGUUUUGUAUUUGGGGCAUAAGCUGUCUGCUGAAGAAGCUCUCCAAUUUGGAUUGGUUUCCAAAAUUAUUCCACAGGCACAGUUAGAAUCUUUUAUAGCUGGUUUACAUAAAUAUGGUAAAAUUCCUGUCCAGAGCCUCAUUAUCAAUAAAGCUUUAGUUAUGAGUAAUUGGAAGAAAGGUUUGAGUAGGUCUAAUGCAAGGGAAUUCAAGCAGUUAGGGGAAUGUGUUGAUUCUGAGGAGUUUUCUAAUGCUGUAAUAGCUUUUAUGAGUAGGAAAAGUAAACUUUAAUGAUACAAGCUAUAAUCAUGCAUACCUAUUUGCAUUUGUUUAUAAUAAGCAAAAGUGGAUAUAUGUAGUAAUAAGCUUUACCAGGUUUUUGUAUUGUUUUCAUUUAUACAAUGGCAUGUAAACAUAUUUUUCUCUAUUUAAAAUAUAUGUCUUUAGGGGAAUUUUCUCGGAAAAUUUAUUGAUAUAUGUGUUUGUUAGAAUAUCAAAUUUCAUUGUAAAAUAUGGAAAAGGUCCUUUAUUGUUUUUUUAUCAUAAGUUCAAUAGACCAUUGGCAUAUCAGGAACUAUAUUUUUAUUAUUGUUAACAAUAAAAAAGUUCUACAAUUUAUUGUCAUUAUAUCCUUUAUCCUUUACAAUUCAUUCCAGAAUAAUAUGUUCUUGAAAUUCACCUACAAAUCACAAAUG
Phaedon cochleariae (mustard beetle) is the source of this 1316-nucleotide messenger RNA. The record is from the annotation of a GenBank genome assembly. Lineage: Eukaryota; Metazoa; Arthropoda; Insecta; Coleoptera; Chrysomelidae.